AUGGCGACGGCUUCUCGUAAUCCGAGAGUGGCAGCCAUUGUUGCUGGGCUGCACGAGCCCUUCACCAUCUUCACGCCGCGCAACUCCAACGCGACGGCGGCGGAGCUGGAGGCGCUGCUGCGCCACCCGCCGCAGGCUGAAAGCGCGUGCGCCGACCAACGUCGCACGCUGUUCGCCAACGAGGCUCGCGUGCUGCAGACGCGGGUGGAGGUGCCGAACGGGGUGCUUGUCGUCCUGGACGGCUACCUGUUUCCCGAGGACCUGCGCGAGUCCAGCGCCCCCGCCCCCGCCUCCGCGGCUCCCGGCGCCGCCGACGCCGCCCCCGACGCCGCCCCCAGCGACACCGCCGCCGCCAUCGCCACCACCGCCGCGCCGCAGGCCCUCGUCAAGAUCAACAAGCCCAGCUCGGCGGGUCACGACAACUCCACCUUCCUGGAGAACGUCAACGAGAUCCUGUCCUUCCUGAAGAGCGGCGUGCGCGUCUUCAGGGACUUCCUGUCGCGAUCCAACGUGUCGCAUCUGCUGCAGAACGGCGAAGAAUAUACUGUUCUGGUACCCACUGAUCAUGCUUUUCAGAGAUGGCAUCCCAUUGAUUGGGGUUUUUAUCCCUUCUCAGUGCCAGAAUUCACAGAGAUGAUAAUGACAAAUCACUUUAUUCAUGGGAACCUGAAGCAAGAGAACAUCAGAGAUGGUCAAAAAGCACUGACUGUGGGUGGAAAGGAAAUUACCUUUUCUCGCAAACAAACUCCUCCUACACUAAUGGUGGAAGGCGCUCAUAUUGUAAAUGGUGAUACUCCUGUGGUUGGAGGAAAUAUAAUGUUUAUUGGAGAAGUUUUGUUUGUAAAUGAAGGUGUAGUUCAGAGGUUACAUCAGGAGAAUCGAGACAAGGAAACUCCACCACUUCUUGCAUUUCCCUGGUUUGGAUCUCAGUUCUUGUCUCAUGCUUUCCUGGCUUUGGAAGAAAAUCCCCAAUUCACACAAAUUACACGAUUUGUGAAUCUUGCGGAUUUGGCCCCUCAUAUCACUGGAGCAGAGUACACAUUCUUUGUACCAACUGACCAGGCAUUCAGGCGUUUGGGACUGGAUUCCAUGCCGAAUAAUUAUUUGUCAAGUGGAGAGGGAUUCCAGGUUUUGCUCAAUCACUUUGUUAAAGGCCGCCUAUACAAGAGAGAUUUUACUGAUGGCAAAAUUCUUCACACUCUGGGCAACAAAACAAUUCAUAUCAGAAGACAUGGAGAUAAUAUCACAGUGAAUGAUGCCAAUAUUAUUGAGAGUGAAGUAUUUGUUUACAACUUAGGCACCAUGUAUUAUAUAGAUCAUGUGUUAUUCAUCACAAGAGAUGAUCUUCCCAGCCCAAAUGAUUUUUCAUCAACAGAGUCCUCUGUCAUUAGCACAACAGAGUUGUCGGAAGUGGAGCGAGUGCCAAGUGAACUCACUGAAGAAAAUGGUACAUUACCUGACAUUUUAUUAGAUGACGAUACCGUUGACGGACAAGAGGUUACAACUACUGAGAGCAAUGACCUAGAUAAUAAUGCUGAAGAAUCCUCUGACAGUACAACCUCAAAUUCUACAAUUUACAGCACAGUAAUAAGUAAUGAGACAAUGACUGAACCACGACGUUGAAUGAAAUCACUGUAACAUCCUAACAAAGGAAAUUUAGUACAAAUCUGGUCCCAAGAGUGCUGUCAUUGGUAGCACAAAAGACAACGAAGAAUUUGUAGUGUAUGUACUAAGACUUUGAAACAACCUUGAUUAAUCAUACACCAUGAUAGCCUACAUUGUGUGCAUUGUAAAUCAACUUUUUUAAAUCAAGGAACAAUGACAUUGAGUGAAGAAGUCUUUACACCAAAAGUUUGUUGUUUGAUACAUGUGAAAAACCUUUAACAGAUGAUGUGAAGAAAAUAUUUGUACAAUACAAACAUGUAACAAUCUCCAAUACAGACAGAAGAUGAAGAGACAUCUAUAAAUUGGUGUAAACAAACUUUUUGAUUAAUUCAUGUUACCAAAAUUUGCAAAUUUCAAUCAUCAAUCAUUAUCUUUCAUUACCAUCAAAUUAUGAAAAAAGUACUCUCAUCCAUUACUGAUGUGUUUACAAAUCUGCUUUUAAAUACAAAGUAGUAUUCCAUAUGUAUAGAAUUAUUGAGAAAAUCUAAUUGUAGAUAGUGAAGUAUUUUUACAGAUACUGGGAGAAAUUUUACCUACUCAGUUAGUAUACCCAUAAAAAUUAAUAUUCCUCAGUGUUUUUGUCAAAACAUUUUAUUUCUCAGUCAUUAAAAUACAGGUUUCUCUUACAAUAAAUUAAACGCAUUUCUCAUAAAUAUUUUAUAUUCAUUGUGUAAUCUGAGAGUGUGAGGAAGAUUAAGAAUAAUGUAUUACUCUUCAAGACUGGGUAUUAUUUACCAUUUACAUUUCUUGAAGUUACUAGAUGUUCAUGAAAGGGCUGUUAACGUUAUUCUUUUGCUAUUUCACUCUGUAGAUAUUUCAGUACUUUUACUGAAAAUCAUUUGAGUGAAAUUUAAGUAUAUUUAAAGAAAUAAAUUUAUAUUCUAUGUCAAUAUGAUUAUAAAUGUGUAAAUGUUUAAAAGGUCUGACAAUUAUAAGAACUGAAUUGCUCUCUUAAUAUUUUUCUUUAUUUCGAUUUGUUUCAAUCCAUGUAUAUAUUUCUAUGAGUCAAAAUGAUAUUCACCAACAUGUAAUACCGAAUUAUAUUUUUUUAGAACACAUCUCAUGUCAAUUUUUUGUAAAAGUGGUGUAAUUCGUCCAAAAUAUAAAUACAUUAAUAAUUUAUUGAAUUUCAGCAUAAUUUAUUUAAUUAACCUUGUGAAUAUCAACUCCUUUGUUGUAUCAAUUAUAAUUCGUACGAAAAAAGGUAAGAUAUUGAAGAAAUGUGCAAAAUGUAGGUUUAAUUUAUCACCAUAUAGAUUUAACAACAUACUAACUAAUGAACACUUCCCCUGAAUCAAAAGCAAUAUUAUAUUUUUUGUAAUUGCAUAUCGUAUUAUAGCCAUGUUAAUUCAUAUUUCAAUGAAUAUGAGAAAGAGAAGAAAAAAAUGUCCUUAUCCAAAAAUUGGAAGCAAUCUCAAAGUAUGACUAAUUAAAAAAAAUAAACAUAUUAGUAUAGAAAGAAUAUUUGAAUCAAAAUUCCAGCUUGCAGCUUUGGUAAAGAGCACAAUAACAUAUUGGUCUGAAAUGAUGAAAACAAACCUAUACUUGGUCCCAGCCUCAUUUAUUUAACAG
Messenger RNA from Gryllus bimaculatus (two-spotted cricket), 3237 nucleotides. Lineage: Eukaryota; Metazoa; Arthropoda; Insecta; Orthoptera; Gryllidae. The record is from the annotation of a GenBank genome assembly.